AUGAAGAAACUGAUUCUCGCUUCUGCCUCACCCAGGCGUGCGAGUUUAUUGCGCUUGUUGGAUAUUCCGUUUGAGAUCGCGCCGAGCAAUGCCAAUGAGGCUCUGGAUACCAUCUUGCCACCCGCCGAACACGUGCGAGAAAUCGCACAGCGCAAAACAAAGGCUGUUGUCCAUCGUUUUGACCACGCGCUCGUUUUGGGAGCCGAUACAAUUGUGGCAUUGGAAGAUGCGAUUUUCGAAAAACCGAAUGACGCCAAACACGCCGCAGACAUGCUGGCGCAACUUUCGGGAAAAACCCAUCAGGUCUAUACAGGGUUGGCUCUCACAGAUACAGAAACCGGACAGACCCUCACAGAAGUUGCAACUACCCACGUCACCAUGCGCGUGCUCUCAUCGGAGGAUAUUGCGACGCUAUGUCGCCACUGGGGAUUCUAUGGACAAAGCCGGUGCUUACGGCGCGCAGGGGCGCGCCUCUGCAUUUAUACAAUCUAUAUCCGGUUGCUUCUACAAUGUGGUGGGUUUGCCGCUUGCGUGCUUUUGGAGCCUUUAUCACCGUCUGGCCGGGCAAUCGCUCUGGGCGAUCAUACCCGAAAAUAG
Messenger RNA from Geodia barretti, 597 nucleotides. NCBI's taxonomy places the organism in Eukaryota, Metazoa, Porifera, Demospongiae, Tetractinellida, Geodiidae. The record is from the annotation of a GenBank genome assembly.